AUGGGUCAGUGCAUUUCAAAAUCUGGUAGAUUGGCAAACUUAACCGUUCUAUCAGAUUUGGCUAUUCUUGAAAUCUAUUUCAGUGACAAUAAACAUCAAAUUCGACUAAUGCCGAAUAUAAAAUCAUUAACACUUCAUUUACGAUCUUUAACAGAUUUACUUCAUAUUAUGCCAAGUGUGAUUAACAUUAUAGAAUUAAACCUAUCUAUACUUGAUUUUGGUGCGGAUUUUAGCAAAUACAACAAAUUAGAAUACCAAAAUCUUUUGAAUAAAUUACAUUUCGAACUUCAUCAAUCAUCAUCCUUACAAUUUAAACGAAUGAAAAAAUUUUUAUCCUUAUUUCAAAACCAGUUGCAAUCACUUACAUUGAUCGCCAUAUCAGGUAUCAAUGAAGAAUUUGCUAUUUUUUCGACCUUAUACAAACAAUUCAUUGUUCUUCUUCCAUCUGGCUUCGAUAAAGUUAAAAAAUUACCGGAUGAUACCUACGAGGUUUAUACAAGACUACGUCCUAUUAUUGUAUUUGAGAAACAUCGACCAUGUCAAAAUAAUUAUCGAAUUAAUUCCGAGAAAGAUCGUUCAUUGAAAGAAUUGUACAAUGUAACUUCAAUUGACCUCGAGGAUUGGUUACGACCUUUAUCCAUUAUUGUGGAACUCUCUUGUUCAUUUAUGCUUACAAAUCUACAUAAAGUUGCAUAUAAUGAAUCCACAGAAUCUUAG
This is a messenger RNA of Rotaria sp. Silwood2, 717 nucleotides long. Lineage: Eukaryota; Metazoa; Rotifera; Eurotatoria; Philodinida; Philodinidae. The record is from the annotation of a GenBank genome assembly.